UCAGUAGCUCAGACAUCUGAGGAUGCUGACAAACGCGCAGCUGCUGAUGGGCAGGAGGAGACAGAAAAUACAAGAUUCUCACACUCCAGAGGACGGGCAGAGAGAGGAGACCACAUCUUCAGUCCACCUCCACCAUCACUGUGACUGGAAUGGGAGGGAAGCACCAUUUCUGCAGCAACAGACAGACGGUUUUCAUAAUUUAGGUCACAGAAAAUGGGGGCAUAAUGUAUCCUGAGGAGAAGCUUCUGUAUUUACAUGAUUUUGCUGCACUCAGCAACAACUGUGAGACUCUAUCAACCAGACAAUAUGAGCCCAGGAGCCAAACGACACCCUCUUUAAGUGGACACUCUACAUAAUUUGACCUGCCACAACACACAAUUUCAACGGAUGGAGUGUUUUAUAUGUUGUGUCUCCAAAUGAUCAUACCUUUCUUUUGAUCAUAUCAACUUUCUGUUUGCUGGUGUCAUUCAGCCGUAUAGUUGGUGUCACCUACUCACUAAAAGGGACGAUGGAUUUUAAUGGGAGCCAGGACUAUGGAUCCUAUCCAACAGGGCUACCCUACAACACAAGCAUGGACUAUGAGGACUACUACCAAGAGCCUGACGCCAGUAAAAUCAUCAUCCCAUCCAUCUAUGCUCUGGUCUGCUGUGUAGGUCUUACUGGCAAUGCCAUGGUCAUCUAUGUUAUUCUGAAGUAUGCCAAAAUGAAAACAGCCACAAACAUUUACAUCCUCAACUUAGCUAUUGCUGAUGAGUUGUUCAUGUUGAGUGUUCCUUUUCUAGCCACUUCAGCAGCUGUUCGUCAUUGGCCCUUUGGGUCACUGAUGUGCAGGUUGGUGCUGAGUGUGGAUGGUAUCAAUAUGUUUACAUCUAUCUUCUGCCUAACUGUGCUGAGUGUUGACCGUUACGUAGCAGUGGUCCACCCAAUCAAGGCUGCUCGCUACCGCAGACCCACCGUGGCCAAAGUUGUCAAUGUGUGCGUCUGGGGGCUUUCGCUCAUCGUCAUCUUGCCCAUCAUUAUUUUCGCAGACACUGUCCCUGCACAGGACGGUGGGGUGGACUGCAACUUUUUGUGGCCUGAAGCGGCAUGGUCAGAAGCAUUCGUGGUCUAUACCUUUCUGUUGGGGUUUCUAUUGCCAGUUGGAGCCAUCUGUUUGUGCUACUGUCUCAUGGUGGCCAGAAUGCGAGCAGUGGGGCUAAAAGCUGGGUGGCUUCAACGAAGACGCUCAGAGAAGAAGAUCACCCGGAUGGUGCUGCUGGUCGUGGCAGUAUUUGUUGUUUGUUGGAUGCCUUUCUACAUUGUCCAGCUGGUCAGUGUUUUCCACCGGCCGCCAGACCCAAUGGUCACUCAACUUUUUGUCAUCCUAAGCUAUGCCAACAGUGGUGCCAAUCCUAUUCUGUAUGGUUUUGUGUCAGACAAUUUCCGGCGUUCAUUCCAGCGAAUUGUGUGUUUUCGGUGGCUGGAGUCUGGACUAGAUGCAGAGCAGGUGGAUUACUGCGCUGUAACAUUAAAAAGACAAGCACCAUGUAACCCUCUGGAUUUUCCAAAGGACUGCAUGGCUUCUGAUAUGGUUUUCCGCAAUGGGACAUAUACCUCGCGUACAACCACAGUGUAAUCUAAUCUAAUUUGAUUAGAUUAUCAUUCGAUGUAAUAUGUCCUGGAAUACACAAGUGUGCC
Messenger RNA from Stegastes partitus (bicolor damselfish), 1677 nucleotides. It is a transcript of the gene sstr1b, whose product is annotated as somatostatin receptor 1b. Bases 509 to 1615 code for a protein of 368 amino acids. NCBI's taxonomy places the organism in Eukaryota, Metazoa, Chordata, Actinopteri, Pomacentridae. Gene Ontology annotation, biological process: neuropeptide signaling pathway; cellular response to glucocorticoid stimulus. Gene Ontology annotation, cellular component: neuron projection; plasma membrane. The transcript has 3 exons. Gene Ontology annotation, molecular function: somatostatin receptor activity; neuropeptide binding. The record is from RefSeq and is a predicted model, not a curated record.